CCAGUUUCUAGGUAAUGAUGGUGGGGUCUUGGCUGCAUGUAGGAAUCAACUGGGAAAAGGUUAAUUAGAAUGGCCUCUAAGCAUUUUGUUGAAUAAAUUUCGUAGAUUACCCUUCUACUGAACAGAUAAUUUUUCGUGUAGGAUUGCUAACUUGAGAAAACAGUGAAUUAAGCUCCUCGAAAAUGUUGCGCUUUUAGUCUCACUAAAACGAAACACCACUAAAACGAAAUAAUGAGCUAGGUUAGGGUUAGGGAUAGAGUUAGGUGCCACGCCCAUAUUGACUACUGUUGUUUUAGUGGGACAACAUGCAAUCGUGUCGGAUCCUUUACCUUUUGAGGGGCCUAAAAUGGCAGUUGCCUAAUAAUUGGGUAAAGGAUCGUAGCAGUGUUGCAUUAUUAUUGUAAGUAUUGAAAUAACUUUAUGACCAGUCGAUCUUUACCGAAUAUACACAUGUGGGCUAAAAAAAUUUACAUCAUGAAUGAAGAAGACCAGAGUAGUGUGGCGAAUGAGAGUGGCUCUGAAGACAGUGAAGCAGAGGGCUUUAUCCAGAAUGAACUGUCGGACAUUCCGCUAGGAGAGCUGCAGGCUCUCAGAGAGAAAAUUGGCACAAAAAAGUUUGACAUAGUGCUACAAAAAUCUCGUGAGGAGAAAGAAAAGCGGAGCUUCAAGCGAGUGAACAAGAACAGACCUAGUGAGGUGUCGUCCAAGAGGCCAGUGUCUCGCUACCGGGAGGUGAUCCAUGUUCCCAAGGCGGAGAGCAGCGUCACAGACCCACGUUUCAAUGACAGGGCGGGGAACCUGAACCUCGACCUUUUCAAGAAGACGUAUUCAUUUGUGGAGGAUAUAAAGAAGAAAGAGAAGGAAAAAAUCACUAAAGAGGCGAAGAGAGUUAAAAACCCAGAAAGAAAGGGACAGCUAAAAAAGUUAUUGCAGAAAAUGGAGUCCCGUGAGUUGGCUGAGCAGAAACAGAAGGAGAAAGAUGACCUCAUGAGAGAGCACAAGAAGAGUGAGAGGGAAAGGAUGAAGAGUGGAAAGAAAGCGUUCCACAUCAAGAAAUCCACUCAGAAGAAGCUCCUGCUGGCUAAGAAGUACACUGAACUGAAGAAGUCUGGAAAGCUAGACAAGUUCAUUGCUAAGAAAAGAAAAAAGAAUGCUAGCAGGGAUAGGAAACAGCUACCUUUCAAGAGAACUGUGUGACUGUUGGAGCAUAGUUAUGAUAAUUAUUAUCAUUUGUAAUUAUUGUUGUUUGGUAUAAUUUUCAUGCUGUUUCAAUAAUCA
This is a messenger RNA of Halichondria panicea, 1278 nucleotides long. RefSeq names its product ribosomal RNA processing protein 36 homolog. The record is from RefSeq and is a predicted model, not a curated record. Bases 421 to 1197 code for a protein of 258 amino acids. NCBI's taxonomy places the organism in Eukaryota, Metazoa, Porifera, Demospongiae, Suberitida, Halichondriidae. Gene Ontology annotation, cellular component: nucleolus; 90S preribosome. The transcript is spliced from 5 exons. Gene Ontology annotation, biological process: maturation of SSU-rRNA from tricistronic rRNA transcript (SSU-rRNA, 5.8S rRNA, LSU-rRNA).